AAAAAAAAUCAACAAAACAAAAGUAUCUAUUAGGCGUUGGAAAAUCAUGCCUUCUACUGCAGUUCACGGAUAAACGGUUCCAGCCCGUCCAUGAUCUUACCAUCGGUGUGGAAUUCGGUGCUCGCAUGAUUACUUUAGAUGGCAAGCAAAUAAAGUUACAAAUAUGGGAUACGGCUGGCCAAGAGUCUUUUCGGUCGAUCACAAGAUCCUACUAUAGAGGUGCUGCAGGAGCCCUUCUGGUAUAUGACAUCACAAGGCGAGAAACUUUUAACCAUUUGACAACUUGGUUAGAAGAUGCCAAACAGCAUUCAAGUCAAAAUAUGGUUAUUAUGCUGAUAGGAAAUAAAAGUGAUCUUGAAAGCCGCCGCGACGUUGAAAAAGAGGAAGGAGAGGCAUUUGCUAGAGAACACGGCUUAGUAUUCAUGGAAACUUCAGCCAAGACUGCUUCAAAUGUAGAGGAGGCUUUUAUUAACACUUCUAAAGCGAUCCAUUUAAAGAUACAAGAGGGCGUUUUAGAUGUUAAUAACGACGUAAGUUAA
Protopolystoma xenopodis is the source of this 539-nucleotide messenger RNA. NCBI's taxonomy places the organism in Eukaryota, Metazoa, Platyhelminthes, Monogenea, Polystomatidea, Polystomatidae. The record is from the annotation of a GenBank genome assembly.